Messenger RNA from Engraulis encrasicolus (European anchovy), 2738 nucleotides. RefSeq names its product hemopexin-like. The record is from RefSeq and is a predicted model, not a curated record. Bases 33 to 2657 code for a protein of 874 amino acids. NCBI's taxonomy places the organism in Eukaryota, Metazoa, Chordata, Actinopteri, Clupeiformes, Engraulidae. The transcript has 17 exons.
UUGGUGUCUCUCCAGAGGUCCGGCUGCUCACCAUGAAGCUUCUCCCCCAGACGCUGUGUCUCUGCCUGGCCCUGGCAUUGGGUCUUGCUGCCCCUCCACUAAACAUGGAGGAUGUGAUGAUGGCAGAUCACCAUGGAGACCAUGGCCAUGAGGCCCAAGAUGAUACUAAACCAAAUCGCUGUGAGGGCAUCGAGUUUGAUGCCAUCACCCCAAAUGAGAAAGGAGAGCUACACUUCUUCAAGGAUGGCUACAUGUGGAAAAACUUCUAUGGAGAUCCAGAGUUGGUGAAAUCCACAUACAGGGAGGUGGCUGAGCAUCAGGGUCGUGUCGAUGCGGCCAUCCGCAUGCAGACCUAUCACAACGAUCAAAGUCUUAACGACCGCACACUCCUUUUCUUGGGAGACAAAGUCUUCAGCUAUUACUACGGGGCUCUGGAAAAGGGCUUUCCCAAAAAAAUCUCAGAGGUGUUCCCCGGGGUGCCAGGUGAUCUGGACGCAGCUGUGGAGUGCCCCUCUGGAGGAUGCCCAACAGACUCCGCUCUUUUCUUUAAAGGCAAUCAGGUAUACGUCUAUGACUCCAGGAGCAUGACGUUGACAACCAAGAAGUGGCCCCACCUGCCCAAAUGCACCUCGGCUGCCCGCUGGCAAUUCAACUACUACUGCUUCCACGGGCACUCCUUCACACGCUUCCACCCCGUCACUGGAGAAGUGACGGGCAACUACCCAAUGGAUGCUCGCAGAUACUUCAUGCGCUGUAAGGCCUCUGACUGGGAAGGCACAGGUGGUGAGCCAUCACCUAGCAUCUGCAAGAAUACCAAUUUGGAUGCUGUCACCCAGGAUUAUCUUGGAAGGACUUAUGUAUUCAAAGGUAGUCUUUACAUGAGGCUGGACAACCCAGAAGAUGGCUGGAGGUCCUUCAACAUCAGUGACACCUGGAAGGAAGUGAGAGGAGAUGCGGAAGCCGUCUUCUCUUACGAGGAUAAAAUGUACUUCAUCAGGGGAGACACGGCAUACCUUUAUACAUCAGGCCCUGCAAUAGGCCCAGGAUACACCCUGCAUGAAAGAUUCCCAAGGAGCCUAGUGGACGAGCUGGACAUCGACGACCCUUUGGAUGCAGCUUUUAGCUGUGACGGUGUGAUGACAACUAUUAUCAAAGGAAACCGGAUUUAUAACGUUGAUGUGACGUUUAAUCCCAUGGAAUCAAUGCUCAGCACUGACUAUUUGCUGCCUUUCCCAAAGGUGGACGCGGCCAUUUGUGGUCCCGAAGGGCUCAAGAUCUUCAUAGGGGAGGACUUCUACCAGUAUCUGAGUCCCUCCCAGAUCGGCCUGAAGAGAAUAUGCCCAGUACAAUACGACUUGCUCCCGACCGAAUUCCUGAGCUGCCAAAUACUGCAACUGAUGUCCGUAGUUGAACCCCCUGAGUACGUUGAUUUUAUGGAGAUGGAUUCUAUGGAUGUCAGUACUAAGCCAGAACGAUGUGAGGGCAUUGAGUUUGAUGCCAUUUCCACUACUGAGAAUGGAGAUAUGCACUUCUUCAAGGAUCACUAUGUAUGGAAAAACUUCUAUGGAGAUCCAGAGUUCAUGAACUCCACAUACAAGGAGGUGUCCGAGCACCAGCCCCUGGGUCACGUUGAUGCGGCCCUCCGCAUGCACUACCCCGACAGCGCAGAGCAUCACGACCACAUGUUCCUAUUCCUGGGAGAUAAAGUGUUCAGCUAUUACCAGGGGGCUCUGGAGAAGGGCUUCCCCAAAGACAUCUCUGAGGUAUUCCCCGGGGUGCCCAGCGACCUGGACGCAGCGGUGGAGUGCCCCAAAGGAGAAUGUGUGACCGACUCCGCUCUCUUUUUCAAGGGCAAGCAGGUGUACCACUUCGACAUCAGGACCAAGACGGUGACAACCAAGGUGUGGUCCCACCUGCCAAAAUGCACCUCUGCCGCCCGCUGGUCUGAGCACUACUACUGUUUCAAUGGGCAUGACUUCACCCGCUUCCACCCCGUCACUGGAGCAGUGACGGGAAACUACCCAAUGGAGACCCGCAAAUACUUCAUGCGCUGUAAUGCCACUUAUAUUGACUGGGAAGUCCCUGAAGGUGGUGAGGCAUCUCUUGAGAUGUGCAACAAUACCCAAGUGGAUGCCAUCACCAGGGAUUAUCUCGGAAGGACUUAUGCAUUUAAAGGUAAUCUUUACAUGAGGCUGGAAAGUACAGACGGGGGCUGGCAUGCCUACCCCAUCAGUAACACCUGGAAGGAAGUGAGAGGAGAUGUGGACGCCGUCUUCACUUACGGGGAUAAAAUGUUCUUCAUCAAGGGUGACAAGGUGUACGUUUAUAAGUCAGGCCCAGCAUCAGGCCCAGGCUACACUCUGCUUGAAGGGUACCCAAAGAGCCUGAAGGAGGAACUUGGCAUCAAGGGCCCUGUAGAUGCAGCUCUUAACUGUAACGCAGCUGCGACCAUAUUCAAAGGAACUCAAAUGUAUCAGGUUGAUCUGAUGUCUACUCCCAGGUCGGCAGUGAAAGAUGUGUUACCUUUCCCCAAGGUGGACGCUGCUGUUUGUGGUCCCAAAGGCAAGAUGGUCUUCAUAGAGGAGGAUAAGUUCACGUAUCAGGGAUACCCAAGAGCACAGAAAAUUGCGAGUGAAUUUCUGGGCUGUCGACAAUAGGUGGCACUAAAAUCACACACAGGUGGAGAGAGAGAGGGAGAGAGAAAGAGAGAAAGAGAGAGAGAGAGAGAGAGAGAGAGA